Molecule: messenger RNA, 688 nt
Organism: Trachymyrmex septentrionalis
Lineage: Eukaryota; Metazoa; Arthropoda; Insecta; Hymenoptera; Formicidae
Gene: mRpL30
Product: 39S ribosomal protein L30, mitochondrial
Exons: 4
Coding region: 104-673 (189 amino acids)
Biological process (GO): translation
Cellular component (GO): mitochondrion; large ribosomal subunit
Molecular function (GO): structural constituent of ribosome
Source: RefSeq, a predicted model, not a curated record
CACCCGUUAUGUAAUUACCAACCAGUUGAUAUGAAUCAAGAGUGUUGAUCAGUGUUGGUUGUGUGAUAUUACUUGUAAUAAAUAGACACAAGACAAAAGAGCAAUGUUUACCUGCAACGUGAUAACUAAACUGACUGGUGCACCUAUUUUCUUAAAUUUCGUACGUCAUAUUCAUAGACGUAGAAUUAAAUGGAAAGAUGCACAGGGUAAAUUGGAAGGGGUAAAAUAUGGGCAUGUUACAUUUUUUCCAAGACGUCCAGAUCAUGUUGAUCCAUCAUUUGAGCCGAGCAAGCUGUUAUUAGUAACACGGGUAAAGCCUUUUGCAGGUAAUCCAUGGUGGGAGAAAAGGGUGCUCGAAAAUUUAGGUUUCGAAGAUAAGAAACACGGAAAUCUUCUAGUGAUCGUAAAAAACACGCCAGAUAUGUGUGCCAUGCUCUGGAAAGUAAAGCAUUUGGUAAAGAUCGUUCCCAUAAAGUUACCCGACAAAUUGCCAACCACGGACGAUCUAAAUGGCACAUAUUUACACGAGAAUGGCACAUUUUAUGUUGUACCGAAAGUAGAACCUAUUCGCGAAGAAGCUGUGGAACAGUUUAUGAACAAUCCAAAGAAGCUGAAUCGUGAUAUUAUACAAGAAAAACUGAGACUUAAGUGGUUAGAGGGAAAUUUGAUGUAAUAGAUACUUGAAUUA